GCAGCCUCGGCGUGGGCACGGGUGUCCACUCCGUAUUGUCUGCAGAUUGUCACUGGCACUGGGACCCAUGAUCAAGGCACCGUGGACGUGAGCGUGGAUGUGGGCAGUGGGCUUGUGCAAGAGGCCUCUGGGUCCUUUGACCGAGGUGAAACAGUGCUCUCAAAGUGUUUUUCCAGCGCGAUCCUGGCGCUACAGAUGCACAAUCCAACAUCAAAUGGCUGGGCAGGCAGCAUGCUGUAUUCCACAGAUGGUGGCAACACCUACGUAUCUGUUGCAUGCGCAGAUUGUGUGGGGACUACAGAUUCAAGAUCCAUGGUUUUCGAUGGAAACGCCGACGGAGACAAUAUGGCUUCGACUCAGUGCCUCAAUGGCAAUGUGUGCAGCUUCAUUAUGCUGACUCUGACUCUGGCUCCAACACCGUGGUCCUGCACCUCGAUGUCUGCAAGCCAUUUCUCUUAUCAGUAUCAGUCCUAUCAAAUCAGCGACGACAUUGUCGGAUUGACAUCAAAUGCACAGAGCGCUUAUGGACGGGUUGCGGUUUCGUUCGCGGUGUCGGAGGGAUUCACCAUUCAGUUCGACAUGUUCCAGGGUGGUGGAUCGGGUGCCGACGGGUGCUGUAUGAAGUACGGUGGUUAUGACGACAAUACCUGGGAGGAUGUCUCUGCGGUGGGCCUGUCCGUCUGUUUUGACUCCCACGGGUCGGAUCGCGGCGUGAGGAUUGGGUGGAACGGAGAUAUCCUGUUUUCAGAUGGACAGGCCCCCAGCUUCGAAGAUUCCGACUGGCACAGCGUCAUUGUAGAGGUCACGCCGAUCGGCAGUGGUGCGAGUGUCGCAUUGAAUUUUGACAGCAACUCCUAUUACAAAACAGCUUGGAUCAGUAGCUACUCGCCUCCCAUUGGUAGUGGCCAGCUGACCUUCACCGCAAGAAACGGUUUGAUGACGAAUUUCCACGAGAUCAAGGAUGUCCAAGCGUGCAAUCAGGGUACUACGGGCACUACGUUUUGGACGUUAUUGGCUCGGCAAACGUAUCCGACUUUGUUCACAGAGGGCGAGUGGUCGAAAAACGCGGGAUAUCCUGAAAAUGACAAUUAUGCAAUUUUGGAUCAAAUUGAAAAUUAUCGCAGCGGCGACGGAGUGUUCACGUUCAAAUUGAGUUGGCCAGGUUCGGAAUUGCAGGACCAAAUAUGGAAUCAAUCGCUCAACCCAUAUACUUCACCAGGGCAGCAAUUAACCAGACCAGUUGCGGGCUAUGAGGAUGUGGCUGUCCACUACACUGACGCGUAUUGGGGGGGCCUGGAAAGCGUUUCUACAUACGCGCUCUUGGACGGGAGCGUGGCCGACUGGUCUUGGUGGUACGCAGUUGGCUCUUUCCAAGAACAUGAUGGUGGCAUGCCCGGCCCCAACGGAAUCGUCGUGAAUAAAGUCGAGCUCUACGUGGCAACGACCGCGUAUUCUUUGCUUAUUCCUCAACGCGGAUGUGCCGAUGGUAGUGGCACCAGGCAGAGUGGAUGGCUUACCGUCGGCAAACCCUACACUCCUGCAGCGUGCGCGAUUGAGUGCGCGACGUAUAAUUUCUUCACCAUUGCAGGGGAUGACGCCGAUUGCAAGUGCUCGGACGCCUGUGUAGACGAAAACGGUGGACACACAUCAUAUGUUUUUGUUCAGGAAUCGAGUACCACCCUGUCGGCCCUCACGACGUCGAGCUCCAGCACAUCGAGUACGACCGUGACGUCGACCACCAUGACGGCGUCCAGCACCACCGGGACAUCGGCCACCGUGACGUCGAGUUCCAGCAGUACGACCGUGACGUCGACCACCAUGACGUCGUCCAGCACCACCGGGACAUCGGCCACCGUGACGUCGAGUUCCAGCAGUACGACUGUGACGUCGGCCACCAUGACCAUGACGUCGUCCAGCACCACCAGGACAUCGGUCACCGUGACGUCGAGUUCCAGCAGUACGACUGUGACGUCGGCCACCAUGACGUCGUCCAGUACCGUGACGACUGUUUUGUAUGAUGUAUUGACGCACGGCCAAUGUGACAGGUGGAUAAUGUACAUCGAUGGUUGCACGUUGGCCGCAUACGAGCUUAACCUCAGCACCGUUCCCGCAAUCGAUGAUGAACAGAGUGGAGGGUGGAGUGAUCCGCCCUUCUGUUAUUUGGAGAACUCAAAACUCAAGUUCAACUCCGAUGGAAGCAACAAGGGUUCGUGCAGCCAGGGUGACCAGUGUAUUUGCGCCUCGGUGUCUCCGACCUACACUGCGACUUCGGAGACGACCACUACGCGCACGGGCUAUUGGCCUCCCACGCUAUCGCCGACAUUCGCCCCGACGCCAGCUCCCACAGAGCAGUGCUUCGAUCUCAAUGUGACCGAGAACGUUACAGAGUGGCCAGGGUGGCAUGAGUGGUACGAUACCGGAGGGCCCACGUACAACUGUGACUGGUAUGGGACGAUGAAUUGUCCGAGUGACUCGCCAGCGUUCAGAAACUUCGGGCAUAUCGCGCAGGAAGCAUGCUGCGCAUGCGGCGGUGGUCAAGACGAACUCAGCCAGAAGGUGUCUGUGGGCAUCACCGUGCAGGGGGUGGACUUCGUGCUCUUAUCGCAGAACGAAGAAGUCCAAGAGGCCUUCAAGGGUACUAUUCAGAUUACACUAGCCAGCGCUGCGGGCGUGAAUCCUGACAAUGUUGACGUGGAGCUUUACGCAGGCUCAGUUUUCGUUGUUGCAACUAUCCGGCUGCCGACCUUCAUCAGGCCCCAGACCUUGUCGCAGCAGUUGGGGGAUAAUUCUCGGACCAUGGCCGACAAUGUUGCCGACGAGGUGCAGUCUAUCCCGAACAUGGACAGCGUCAUCAAUGGAGAAAUUUCCGCCGUGGUCGACCAAGUCGUGGUGCUAACGAACUACAACUUCAUCGUGGUCACCGAUGGAUCCUGCCAAGAGCCCAUAACGAACGACACCCUCUGCGAGGCUGCCGCGGUGCAGCUGGGGUUGCAGCUGCCCGACACGACGCCGCUGGACGACGGUCAGAGCGGCUCUCGGACCGACCCCCCGGGCUGCUACUUGGAGGACGGGACCCUGAAGAUCAAUUCGGGUGGGGGCAACACCGGCAGCUGCGACGCGACCGACCAGUGCCUUUGCUUCCUGACGCCCACGCCCGCGCCGACGUCAAGCUCCUGCCCGAGCUCGUGCUUCGGCCUGAGCUGCGACGAGAUCACCACGUCGAUGGGCGACUCAGCCCUCUGGGGGUGCCUGGCGCUGGAGAGCACUUACUUCUGCGACUGCGCCGGCUGCAGCUGCGAGGAGUACUGCUCCGCCCACUCCUCAUGCUCCGACGGCUCAUUUUGCAAAAGUGAUGGAACGUGUGCCGCCUGCAGUCAGUGUGAGCACUGCUACAACGGCAUCGACAGCACCUGUGGCCUGUGCGGCAACACCACGAGGAACGAGAGCUGCCAGGCGGACUGCCAGGAUACGGCGGGGCGUGCUACGUUCAACGCAGGCGAAGGCAUCGGCGAGGCAGGAUGUGGCAUCUACAGCGACCUUCCAGAGUACUGCCUGCUGUCCGCGGCCGCGUACGACGACGAGGAUUUCACAGCCAGUCUGCAGUGCUGCUCCUGCGGCGGGGGCAGCAACCCGCGGGCGGACGCUGUCUGGCAUGCCUUGGGCCCAGGCACCUGCCGGAACCACGAUGCCGACUGGCAGCAGUCGGACGAGCUCGGCCCCGGCUGGGGCCUGCAGCGAGGCUUCGGCUGGCGCAUGUGCGACGGUCGGACCGACGAGGCGUGCCAGCAGGUUUGCGCGCAGACCCCCGGUUGCAGCAUGAUCUCAAACGGCUUCUGUUGCUUCCUCUUCAAAGGCUCUACGUGUGACCUUGAUGCCAGCCAGAGCGGCCAGUCUUUCUCGACGGGUGCAGCUGGCAGCGAGCUGUGCGUGGAUGGCUGCAAUGGUAAGACGACCUGCAGGUGCGGCGCUUCCAUGGAGUUGUGCACCAUGCAUGGGCUCAUGUGGUGCAGCGACGGCUCCGACGCCGUUGAUUGCGGGCUCCCGGUGACCGGCACCUGCAGCGCAUGCGAGGGGGGGUGCUCGGUCGGCGGCAGCUGCAACUGCUCGAUGGGCCCCGCUGCCUGCGAGGCUGCUGGCGGCGUCAUGUGCGAUGGCCCUGUCGACUGCAGCGUGUGUCCACGCCAGGGCAUCGACCCCGCCGCCGUCGCGCGCGAGGCCGGUGCGGCGGCGGCCGCGCUCACGUGCGGGGGCCUCCGGCAGGCUGCGGGCGAAUUCGCGCUGCCGCUGGCCUGCGCCCAGGUCCGCACGCUCUACGCGGGCGCGUGCUGCACGCCACACACCAUGGCGCUGAGCAUCCGGGUGGACAGCGGGGGCCUCACGGCCAUGGUCUCCAACGGCAGCGCCAAGUCGACGUUCGAGGACCAGGUCGAGGCCACCCUCCUCUCAGGCCGCGAGGGCCUGCGGGCUGCCGCUGGCAGCGGCGUGUGGGUGGACAGCUACGCCUACUGCAGGGAGCUUGGGCUCGUCACGGUCCUGCUUGCGGCCACAGAGGUGGACGACCUCCAGGGGGAGGAGGCACGCCUGCAGGGCUCCCUGGAUACUGUCACCAACGCCAUUGCCACGGAGGCCAGUGCCAUCCUGGAGUCCGGCAAAGUUCGUGGGGUGACGCUCGCACAGACCGACGCCCACUUCGACAUGGAGGUCCAGUGCGCACGCUUCACGAGCAUCCUCUCGAGCUGUAACGCCAUUCAGGCAUCGGCCGCCUUCGUGCAGGGCCUCCGCGACGAGUACGACGCGGGCUUCCUCAGGGCCUGCGCAGAGUGCGGGAGCCAGCGCUUCCACGACGCCGGCUGCGUCGGGGACGAGAGCUACCCCUGGCCGGCACCCGCCCCUGGGUGCUUCAAGCCCUCCCAGAGCUGCUUCGCGCGCAGGUGCGCACCCGGCACCUCCUCCUCCCGGUCGGGCAUGAUCAGCCCCAGCGGCUGCGAGGCGUGCGCCCCCGGCAGGUUUGCGGACGCCAGCGGCCAGAGCGAGUGCCUGCCGUGCGAGCGCGGCACGCACCAGAGCGCCAGCGGCGCGACGCAGUGCGAGACGUGCCCGCUGGGUCGCUUCGCGGGGGAGCCCGCCGCGGUGGAGUGCGCCCAGUGCCAGGUCGGCUUCUUCACCGCCGUGCCAGGCUCCGCCGCCUGCUCCCCGUGCCCGGACAGCUUCGUCGCGGCCCCGCCGGGCAGCGCCAACCUGAGCGUGUGCAUCUGCGAUGUGGGCUGGCGCUUCGACCCCGUGGCCCAGCGGUGUGUGACGACUGACUGCGGCGAGUAUCUCAGGUGCCCCGGUGGCUAUCCGCAGACCAGUGCGCAGCUCGACACCAGCGUGAGCGUGCUGGAGGGUUACAUGACCCUCGCGGGCGAUCCCUUCAGCGUCUACGAAUGUGUAGACAGGUCCCGGUGCUCCGGAGAUCGCCAGGUCGCGUCCGCAGAGAUGUGCAGUGCGGGGUUCGACAUCACCACGCCACGCUGCGCCCGAUGUCCCGACGGGAUGUACCUGAACGGGUCUACAAAGUGCGAGAAGUGCGAGGACGACAACAGCGUCUACUUUAAGGCUGCGGCCGCAUUCAUCAUUCAGGCCCUCACUAUACUUUACAUGUACAAGCGUUUCAACGUUCCCAACCCGUCCGGCGCCAUCACAGUCGGCGCAGCGGUUACCUUCUUGCAGACGUUGCAGGCGCUCAGCCGCCUCGACAUUGAUUGGCCCACUGCGCUUGUAGUUUUCUUCGAGCGCAUCAGCAUGUUCACGCUGCCUGGCAUUGGGCAAUUGUUCCAGUUCAACAUGGAGUGUUGGACCGGGAACAGUGUCUUCUGGGAUAUCGCGACGCAAGCCUUGUCACCGCUCGUGGUGUUCUUGGAUUUCUUGUUGCUGCAUGGCCUGUGGCUGAUCUUCUCAAAUGGCUUGAAGUUCAAUUUCGUUCACAACGUCAUUGGGCUCAUUUUCACGAAAAUGAACAUAUCCGUCACUGGACUAACCCUGUCAUUGUUCUACCGAAAGACUAUGCCGAAUGCCAAGAUAAUGGUACAGGCAUUCCCGGAGCUUGAGUUUGGAGUGGCCGAUUGGUGGUCGGUAUUGCCUCUGAACGUCCUGACGACUUUGUUUUUCGGCGUAACGAUCUUUAGUUACGUGUGCUGGAUUGUCUGGACAGCGCCGCGUAGGUCCAUGACGGUCCCAGGCUUCGGGGCGAGGUACCGGUUCUGUUUCGGCUCUGUAAGGCCAGACCGUUUUUGGUGGAUCAUUGUGCAGCUCACGUACGGCAUCCUGAUUAAUUUGACGCAGGUAGUCUUUCCCGCAAAGGAUGUAUCCUCACAGGUUUACUUUCUCCUCCUGAAGCUGAUUUUCGUUUCGAUUCUGCAGUUCCGCGUCUGGCCGUUCAAAUUCGACGACAACAAUUGGGUAGAUCUAACCUUCAAGCUGUCUCUGGUCGUGGGUCUGAUAAUGGCCACCGCAUGGGUGGACAAUUCUACGGCGGACGAACAGGACAUGAGCGAGGCGGGGAUAGUGUACUCUUGGGUCAUCAUCAUUUGUUUUGGUUGGGCCUUUGUAUUCGCCAGUUGCAACUUUAUGUGGUGGUUAUGGACAGCGUGCUGCGCGUCCGACAUGACCCAGGGGCGUUUGGCACAGACCGUGUGGAAUUUGCGGGACGUGUCUGCUGCCAUGCUGAUGCUCGAGGAUAAGGACCUCGUUGCCAGGCUCCAAACAAUCGGAGAUCACGAUAUGAACACGCUGCGCCAGGCCACGACCACUAUGAUACACGUCUUCUUCGGGAGGCAGGUAAGCCUCCACAGGAGGAGGCGGCAGCGUAUGAUCAUGGGCGGGGGCUUCAGAGCCUGGGACCACAACGCCACCGUCCUGCAACUCCUCAAAGAUGCAGAGUCGGGCCUGCUGGAGACGCACGUGCUGCAAAGCAGCCGCUUCCGGCUGAGCCUGCUGAAGCUGACGCGCGCCGCGCUCGCCAUGGACGGCCCCAAGUCUUACCGCGAUCAGUCUGAACUGCAUCCGGAAGUGCACAAAAAAUUGGUGUUGAAUCGUCGAGACACGCUUGGAAGCCGUUCUUCUUCUUCUUCGUCGUCACCCCCACGUUCUGCAGAUUUUUCACAGACAUCGCGGUCGUCGCCAAUUGUUGACAGCCCCAUGCCGUUGCUGACGAAGAACGGCUCAAGCGGCUCGUGGAGCAGCAAAGCAAUGUUGCAGGCUCUCCUGCCAAGUCUGGCAAGCCACCUUGACGCGAAGAAGGCCGCUAAGGCACUACAGUUGGGCAAAGGCGAAGUCACUCGAGAGGUGUUCGUAGACACGGUUCAGAAGAAAUUCGGCUACCUGCACUUGCCGGCCGAACACGUGAAUGCGAUGUUCAGUUGCAUGGACGCGGACAAUUCUGGCACGGUGUCGGUUUACGAGUUUACCCGCUACAUGAUGGCAAACACGCCACCCGACUUGGUCUACCACUUCACCAAGGACAUGGAACAUGCGUGGAUGGCGGCCGCCGGUCAUGGCGCCGCGGACCUCAGGGUCAGCGACCAGGCCACGCAUUCCCUCGAGCUGUUGGCCAUGGUGCACCGCAACGAAGUGGAGGUCUGGCGCAACAAGAGCCACCUGCUCAGCGAGAGUGAGCUCUCCACGAUGCCGAUCGGGGAGCUCAUCAGGGCUACAGGCCCCAGGGGCCUGGACCUCUACGACGACGCGCUGCAGUGGCGGCCCGCCGCACAGCGGUUGAUCUCGGGCGACCCGUCCCCGCGGCGGCCCGCGAGCGAUAUCCUCGAUGUAGACAGGGUGCCAGUCGCGCAGACCUCGUGGAUAUUUGCCGAGCAGAGCGCGCUGAGCAGAGGCUUCGCGAUAGACUAGGAGUCCGACGGGGCGGACUCCAGGCUCUGUAUUGCCAGACAAGGCGAGCAGAGACAGAUGCAGAACUGUUCUCACGUAUUGCUGUUGAGUACUGACUGCACCGACUGGAGCUCCUGAUACGGCUGACUUUUUCGCCGUCGCGGAAUGGCGCGUUUGCCAGCCAGCACGCUGGCAACGUGAGCUGUCCAUGAGAACCAUGGUAUUCCUGCGUUUGUGGCUAGUAAUCGUAGCUACCUCCUUCCCAUUCCGACGCGAAUUCGAACCAUUGUUUUGCAAGGCGGCGGAUGUUCUCCGAACUGAAGACGCCCUGUCGGCGUCUUGGGCGCAUCAGGUCGAGCGCGUUCCUCCAUCGGGUGUCCCGUGAUGUGCAAGAGCUCACCUUGCCUUAUCCCUCCUCCCACCCUCAUCUCUUCACGCUCCCUCCCGUCCGUGCAACGCUUCGCGAGUGGAGCGUUUGACUGGUGGGCUCUUUCCUGCUGCUGCAGUGGUAGUGGCAGCAGUAGUCGUAGAAGUAGUU
Messenger RNA from Prorocentrum cordatum, 8404 nucleotides. NCBI's taxonomy places the organism in Eukaryota, Dinophyceae, Prorocentrales, Prorocentraceae. The record is from the annotation of a GenBank genome assembly.